Messenger RNA from Ceraceosorus guamensis, 330 nucleotides. RefSeq lists its product as hypothetical. The annotation marks the transcript as partial. The record is from RefSeq and is a predicted model, not a curated record. Lineage: Eukaryota; Fungi; Basidiomycota; Exobasidiomycetes; Ceraceosorales; Ceraceosoraceae. The transcript has a single exon.
UGGGACAAGCUUUCCAUUCCUGCCGAUCUAGAUGGAACGUGGUACGGGGUGAUUUUCCGAUCAAAACGUCGACCCUUUGUCCACAAUAUCGGACUGUACGAAGCUGAUCGGCUAGCUCACGAAGAGGCAGUCUCGUCGGGCGGACUGAUGAUGUACUGGUACGGCACGCCGGACGCUCUGGGCAGCAACUUGGCCACGUGCGUGUGGACGAGUCGAGAAGCUGCGAAAGUGGCUAGCGCGCUGCCGCUCCACAAGAAAGCGGCUAGCAAGAGCUCCAAGGCGUAUGAGACGUUCGAGCUGGCUAGAUACAGGCUCGUCGCGAGAGAUGGC